Molecule: messenger RNA, 5756 nt
Organism: Leptidea sinapis
Lineage: Eukaryota; Metazoa; Arthropoda; Insecta; Lepidoptera; Pieridae
Product: protein RCC2 homolog
Exons: 12
Coding region: 163-1569 (468 amino acids)
Source: RefSeq, a predicted model, not a curated record
ACUAUCCGCCAUACUUAUAUUGUGAUUUGUGAUUCCUUAUUUGCUCAUUAAUAAUAAUUAUACAUAAUAAAUUCGCUGUAUUCCAGUUGCUCUGCAAAUAUUACAAUCAGUUCAGAAACAAUUAAUUAAAAUUUCAUCAUCUAUUACAAAUUAAGAAUAAAAAUGGCAGAACGAAGCCGUAAGCGUAAUAGUUCUGCAGUUGUGGAAUCAAAUUCUAAAAGGCGGUUUGUACCUGACAGUGAUGAAGACGAAGAUCAAGAUGCCUCAAGAGUACCUUCUCCUCUACCUGAAGAAUCACAACAGACAUUUCCAGAGGUGGUUUUGAAGAGUUUUUACAAGAAGCCAGGAGUACUUUUAAUUGCUGGAUGUGUGUCUUGGGAUAAUGUUGCCAAAAGAGACAGUAAUGGAGAAAACAUCCACCCGAACCUCUACACAUUUCACAAAUUCACAGAUAGAAAGUACCGGCUGAUUGUUAGUGGAUGUGAUUCUGGCCACUCAAUUUUAGUAUCUACCUCUGGUGAAUGCUAUACAUUUGGGCGAAACAAUUAUGGUCAACUAGGAUUAGGUGACACCACCACACGAUAUGUUCCAGAACUUGUACCAGAACUAACUGGAAAAAACAUUAUCCAUGCUGCUACUGGAAAGCACCAUAGUCUUUUUGUAACAGAUACUGGUACAGUCUAUGCUUGUGGGGAUAACAAACAUGGUCAAUUAGGUAUUGGCAAUAACACUCCCCAAUAUAAAACACCUACCAGAAUCAGAUACAAAGGACCACCAGUUGUCAAGGCCGGUUGUGGUUCAAAUUUUUCAAUGAUAUUAGAUUGCAAUGGAGCCCUUCACUCAUUUGGCUUGCCAGAAUUUGGUCAAUUAGGGCAUAAUACUGAUGGAAAAUAUUUUAUGACUUCUAACAGACUCGCCUUUAAUUUACAAGCAAUACCCAAGAAGAUAGCUGCCUAUUUCGAAAAGCAAAGGGAUGGUCGCAUGAACCCCAUUACUAAUGUUGAAAUUGUGGACUUCUCUUGUGGUAACAACCAUACUGUUGCUAUUGAUUCAUUGAAACGGGUAUUCAGUUGGGGUUUUGGUGGCUAUGGUCGCUUAGGUCAUUCAGACCCAAAAGAUGUGGCAGUGCCACUUCUCAUCAGAUCAUUUCAAGGUUCAUCCCGAGGUGUCAAAUCAGUCUACUGUGGCUCUAAAUUCACAUUGGCUGUAAAUGAGCUUGGUAUGCUCUACCUCUUUGGUCAGCCAAAACCUACUGGAGAAGCAAACAUGUACCCCAAGCCAAUGCAAGAUUUAAUGGGUUGGAAUGUCCAAUGUAUGGGAGCAGGCCACACUUCAAUGCUUUUUGCAGCUGAUGAUACACUCAUAGCUAUGGGAGCCUCACCAACUUAUGGAGAACUGGGUCUCGGAUUUACUUGUGGCUCCACAACACGGGCAAAAGAAGUAUACUCCAUGGCAGGAAUGAAAUAUUCUCAAAUUGCUAUGGGCUACUCACAUUCAAUGCUUCUAGUUGAUGAUUCGACGGAUGAAGUGAAACAGAAGUUGGAAGCAAUACCAACGUACAGUCCGUAACCUGUACAUCUUCACACUGUCAUAAUUUAGAGGUAUAUCUUAUAUCAAUUGAGACAAACUGAAUCAAAGGUAUACUAAUAGAAAAAAAAUCUUAUAAGCAAUUGGUUUUUACUUUUAAGAUUAAUAAAUGUGUUAACAGUAUUUGAUAUUUCGGUAUUUUUUAUAUUUAGCAGCAUCUCUGAUAUCAACACACUCAUGUUAAAGUCUUUUAUAUUUCAUUAUAUUAAUAUAUACAUGUUUAAGUUGCUUGAUCACAUCGAGUGCAUUUUAAUUCAUUUGAUCUCAAAUUUAUUGUGUACAGUUUGAAUUGUUGUUUGUAAAACUGACGCAAUAACGGGUACCGUGCCGUCCAAGGUAGCAGUCGUACUCUAACGGCCGUUCCCAAUAUACUAUCUACAGAUAGAGAAAAAUUACUAGCUUCUACUGCCAGUAAUUAGCUGUCCCAAUAUACCCGAUAAGUCAUGCUUAUCGCUUUAUAUUGGGACGCGUGAAUUGCAAUAUCCAUACAAACUUCUAUCGCUUGUAAGCUAUACGUCCUCCCGUUGACAGACAGCGUGUACGGAUAAGGUGAGUUACCGUCGAUAAGUUUAUUGGGACAGAAAAGUCAACGAUAUUUACGAUUUUUAUCUCAAGUAAGAGACUGAAUAUUGGGAACGGCCGUGAGGCUGAUAUCUAUAGAGCGUACUUAGGACUUUGCUCAGAUUUUACUUACGUAAAACUUAGCUUAGUGCGAUAAAACGUGAACUUAAUUUUUGCAUUGGGCUGUCUUAGAUUAAGCUCAUCAUAAUUUCAAAUGUCAAAUGGCUAUAAAAACAAAAUUAAGAUGAAGCUAAGCUUACACUCAGCUUAGUUUAACGUAAGUAAAGUUUGAGCAGCCUAAGUACGCUGUAUAGAUCUCAGCCUAACUCAUUUUGAAUACUUAAUUUCACUAAGUGUACCUUAACUGCAUACUUCGAAUGAGUGUUGAUGGUGUAAGUAACUUAAUAUAACUUACAUAACGUUACUAUACAUUCUUCGUGUCAAAAACUGGAUUUACCAUUAUAUUUUUUUCCCGGAAACAGUAACAUUUCACUGUCUAUUCACUAUCUGUGACAUAUUUAACAGCUUUUGUAAUACGGUUGCAGUUUUAAUUAAUAAAUAAUCAUUUAAUUUGAUGUUUAAGAAGAAAAGUACUUAAUUCGUUGAUAUAAUUAAUCGAAUUGUCUAGGUUAUAGUUUCUCAACCUUAUUUUGCUUACCGCCCACUUUGAGAAUAUGUUUUUUUCUAGAGUUUCUAUUUUUUUGCCUUUUUAGACUAUAUUUUUAAUUUAAUUUCCUCUGGGUCUUCUACUGCCCCCCCGAAAGUCUCAAACGCCCACAAGGGGGCGUUAUCGCCCACGUUGAGAACCUAUGGUCUAGGUAAUAUAAUUUGGCUGGUUCAAAACUUGCCGAAACAAACAAUCUCAAUAAUGCAAAGAGUCACGCAAGCCAAUGUUAUUGUCUCGAAUACAUUGAAAUAUUUCUUUGAUAUCACAGUGUUAAGUUAGUUAUCUAAGCCUAGUUUUGUAUUUUUAUAAGACUGUUUUUAGGCGUAUUAAUUUUUGUAUUAAAAACAAUAAUUUAUAUAGUUUAAUAUAAGAAUAGAAAAUGCUUUGGUUAAAUUUGUACUUAAAGAUUAACCCCCUUAUUAAUAAUAGUCUGCUAACUUAAAGCAUUGCUAAUUCUCACUCUGUCUUCUUCUAUUGACCAAAGUCAGAAUGAGAAAAAACACUCCUUAGCGGCUGUUAUAAGUUAGCGGACCAUUAUCAAUAAGGGGGAAAGACUACAUUUAUACAGGUAUUUAAUGACAAAACGUAAUGAUUCAAUGUAUGUAUGUGAAAAGCCAAAUUUAGUUACUACUAACUUACCUGUUACAUGAACUUAAUACAAGUUUUAUACCACUUGUAUAAUUUCUGUUAGAAUUACAUUGAUUAUUUUUUAUGAUCUCCUAUUAUUCAGUCAGGAUCAACAAGUACUUUCGCACGAGUGUAAUAUUACAUGUUUCGUGCCUUGCAUGCCGUUCAUUCAUUCCGUGCAUAUGCAUGCAUCCUACAGGUUUAUGCGUGCACAUAUUGUGCCUAAAGGAUGUGUUAUUCUGUAUCACAAGUUGGCGAAUGUCUUGUUUUAUAAUGACACUAGAAUUAGUAUUUUGUAUAAUUUUUUUCUUUUUUAUAGUAUCUUUUUUUGUAUUGCUUUAUUUAUAAAAAUGUGGUUGAGGGUUACAAAUGAAUAAUAAAUAGCGUAGGUUUUAUAAGAUAAUGUUAGGUAGGUUUUUCUUGGUCUAAUUAUGAUAAUGCACAAUAUUAUAGUGAUGAUGAACAUUCCCAGUCUUUAGUACAUGUCUAAAAUAUUUCCGGGAAUUUUCGAUAUUUACACGUGUUAUUGUAAUUUUAUUAUAACAUUCACGAAAAUUCUUGCUGCAAAUGUUUUUUAAUAGGUACUAGUAAAAAUCUGUUCUCUUUGAGAUAUAUGAUUUUUUUUUUGUAUAUACAUAGUACAAUAAAAAUUACGAGGGGCACAAUGAAAUGAUCGGGAAUAGAAUAUUUCGGAUUGAGUUACAGUAAAACCUUUUUUAGAAUUUGAAUACUGGCCUCUUAAUGACAUUCAUACAAUUAAAAAAAAGUUCAAAAACAAAUUUAUGUUGGUUUAAAGUUGACACGUCGUUAAUUUAUUUCGUGCCAUAAUUUAUCACAAUUUUUGUCGUGGCUUAUCUCAAGAUAUAUUUCUCAACGAACUUGUUUCGAUUUAUGAUGUUGAAGCACCGAUUCAAACGACAAUAUACCGCUGGUAUGCCGAGUUCCGACGCGGUCGUGUGUCGCUCAGCACGGUUUCUUCUGCAGGUCGACCAAGAACAGCGGUCACGCCUGAAAACAUCGUAGCUGUGCGAACUAUAUUAGAUGACCGUCAUGUGACAUACGAGCAGAUUCAGACUGUUAUCAGUAUCGGAAUGAGUGCAAUUCAGUCGAUAUUACAUAAUGAGCUGUAUGUAAGAAAGCUAGUUUCCCGCUGGGUUCCCCACAAUUUGUCCGAAGAGCAAAAGGCGGCUCGUGUAGAUUGGUGCCGGAAUACUCUGCAACGCUUCAACGGAGGGAGGUCAAAUGCCGUUUAUAUAUUAUGCCUCUCAGGUGACGAAUCAUGGAUUUCUUCAUACGAACCUGAAAGAAAACAUCUGUCAGCAGUUUGGGUCUGCAAAGACGAGGUCAAACCAACGAAAGUGGUUCGCUCCCGCAGCGUGUCAAAGAAAAUGGUCUCUACGUUUGUCUCGAAAAAGGGGCAUGUUGCUAAUAUUCCUUUACGGGAGCGCAGAACGGUUACCGCUGAGAUACCACUCAGCUCACGGUUUGUUUGCCAGAAAUGAUAGCCGAACUCCGAAAAAAUAAUCCGAAACGUCGCAUCAUCUUACAUCACGGCUCGGAAGACAAAUGAUUUUUUGAAGCAGGAAAACGUUGAGCUGUAAGCCAUCCUCCGUACAAUCCUGACCUGAGCCCAAACGAUUUCUUUACAUUCCCCAGAAUGUAAAAUUUAUUACGCGGUCAACGGUUUGAAGACCCAGAAGCAGCUGUGGAAGCGAACAAAUCAGCCAUUUUGUCAACAUCAACUUCAGACUAAAAUUGCUGUUUUAAUUAUUGGUUUGCACGAAUGGAAAAGUGCAUUAAGUUGAACGGAGAAUACUUAGAAAAACAAUUAAAUACAAUGUAACUAUACCGUGCAUGCGGUUUUUCUUAUUUCCGAUCUUUUCAGUGUGCCCCUCGUAUGUAUAAUUAAGUAAUUGUUGCAGUAUGUAUACAAACUGGCGAUUUUGUAUAUUCACAAUUUCACUAGGAUAUUCAUAUUCUUAAAUGUAACUUUCAGGCUUUCUGUAAAAAAGGUGUUAUCUAUUAUUUUAGAAGGACAACUCAUUUAUUUUUUCGUGUGAAGCAUCCUAUCUAUCUUUUUAUCCUACUUAUUUGGUUUGAAUAAUGGGUACCCGAGUAAUUUGAUAUAAUUGUUUAACCUAAUAAUGUAUUGUUUUGUCGUAAUAUAUAUAUAAGAGAGUAUGUGUUUCCAUAAUUUUCGAUUAUUUUGUUAACUCUAAUCCAAACUCAAUAAUCACAGAUGUCUUAAAUUAUGAGUGAAGAAGACCCUGCCGUCAAUUUUGAUUUUUAAUAAAGUAUUUUGUCUAAAGUUCAA